Danaus chrysippus (African queen) is the source of this 993-nucleotide messenger RNA. The record is from the annotation of a GenBank genome assembly. Lineage: Eukaryota; Metazoa; Arthropoda; Insecta; Lepidoptera; Nymphalidae.
AUGACAUUAUUAAUAUUCGUGUUACUGCUGAGUGUUCCCAGUAUUUCUUGCGGGAGUGGAUUGUUGUUUCUAUACCAACCAAAGGAUAUCACCAGUGAAUGCGCUUUUUCGAGGCACCUUCGCUUUGAUAUAUCCUUUGGCAUGGGCAUGUCAGAUACAAUUACAUUGAUAUUUCGUACCCUUAAAGAUAUAGAGUACGAGUGUCUAGUUGAAGUUGUAACAUCGGGUCAGCAGUUCAUGUUAGUUGUAGUUCGGUACCCUAAUGCACUCACCGCCAAUUGCGAAGUGAAUAGAGACGCAUUUACGGUCCUAAAACGUAGGCGAUGCAUAAGGCUUUGUGAUCUAUUAUACAGAGAUGUCUAUGCGAAUUACUUUAUAUUCUCAGUUAAAGACCGUAUCAGAUUCCUUUUCAAAAGCAACAGCAGUAUUAAUACAGAUAUAAAUGCAAACUUCUAUCAAGUAACCAUAACAUCGGCCCGAAAAUCACCGGCUGCUGGAUGCAAUAAAAGGAAUGAGACAAUUUGCACUGUAGAGGAUGAUAACUUUUGUUUUACCACCGGGGUUGUGUGCGAUGGCAUUAAAAAUUGCGGAGUGGAUGACUGGUUCGACGAGCGAAAGGCUCUUUGUUCCUUGCCAAUAGACAGGCUGGGGUAUGCACCGGUGAUAGCUGUAAUGGCAGCAAUGAUUUGUGGUAUAGUAGCCGGUGGACAUGUCCUCCUACGCUGUCUCCCAAGUUACGAAAAAUCUUACUUCAUAUUCAAUGAAAAUGAAGACAAUCGACUCUGUAUAGAUCCGCUUCUAAUACCUCAUGGAAUCGCGGUCGACAUUGAAUGUGUGAAACGAUCUUCGAUCAUACCGGUAUCAAGCUCAUCCACGCAGAAUGACAGUGCAACUAAUGACGUGAUAAUAAAGUCUAGUGAAGGUCCAGACAAGACUCAUGGAAAGGGAAUAAUUUUUGAGAAAGACACUUCAUCGCAAAGUCCUCCGGUAUAA